AAAGAAGGCUACAUAAGUUGUUUGGAGUAGUCAAAAGAGGAAGAGGGCAAUUGAGGAUACAGAAUAAUCAUGGCUUUGUUUCACAAACCAACCGUGCAAGUAGCAGCUCUUGGUGGCUUCAUUCUUGCUGCAGCUUCAGUCCUUGUUUUGGCAGAUUCCAGUUGCAGUAAUGGAACUGAUAAAGUUGAGGACUUUCACCAUCUGAGAAGGUCACUGGGCUUCAUUUCUGGGAAGGGCAGAGUUGGGUAUCAGCAUGUCUGGCCGGGUAUGGAAUUUGGAUGGAGGAUUGUGGUAGGCACUGUAAUUGGAUUCAUUGGAGCAGCUUGUGGGAGUGUAGGAGGUGUUGGUGGAGGCGGCAUCUUUGUUCCCAUGCUCACUCUUAUCAUUGGCUUUGAUCCCAAGUCAUCAACAGCGAUCUCCAAAUGUAUGAUCACAGGAGCAGCAGCUGCAACAGUUUACUACAAUUUGAAGAUGAGGCAUCCCACUCUUGAACUACCCGUCAUCGACUAUGACCUUGCACUCAUGUUUCAGCCUAUGUUGAUGCUUGGAAUCAGCAUUGGGGUGGCUCUGAAUGUUCUUUUUGCUGACUGGAUGAUCACCAUUCUACUGAUUUUCUUCUUCCUUGUUACAUCAACCAAGUCGUUCUUAAAAGGUGUGGAGACGUGGAAGAAGGAAACCAAAUCAAAGAAGGAGGCUGCCAGAAGCUUGGAAGUCAAUGAAGAAGCUCUCACUGAGGCAGCUCAACCAGGAACCAAAGAGCCAAAGAAAGAGGUCGUCACGAUUCUCGAGAAUGUUUAUUGGAAAAAACUCGGACUUCUUGUUGCUGUGUGGUUGAUUAUACUAGUCCUGCAAAUUGGCAAGAAUUAUACAUCAAACUGCUCUUUGGCAUACUGGCUACUAAACUUCUGUCAGAUUCCUGUGGCUGUUGCUGUGAGUUCAUAUGAAGCCAUUGGCCUAUACAAAGGGCGGAGAAAGAUUGCUUCCAGGGGAGAAGUAAGUUCAAACUUGAGAGUGCAUCAACUGCUUCUCUACUGUUUCCUCGGCCUACUGGCCGGUAUAGUUGGUGGAAUGCUGGGGCUUGGUGGUGGGUUCAUCUUAGGCCCUCUAUUUCUGGAGUUGGGAGUUCCUCCACAGGUUGCAAGUGCCACUUCCACCUUUGCCAUGACAUUCUCAGCGUCAAUGUCCGUUGUGGAGUACUACCUUCUGAAGCGCUUCCCGGUUCCUUAUGCUCUGUAUUUCUUUGGUGUGGCCACCAUAUCUGCCUUGGCAGGGCAACAUGUGAUUAGAAAGCUGAUCGCUUUACUAGGGAGAGCAUCUCUUAUCAUCUUCACUCUCUCCUUCACCAUCUUUGUUAGCGCAAUCUUGCUAGGUGGGAUUGGGAUAGUACACAUGAUCAAGAAGAUUGAGGGGAAAGAGUACAUGGGAUUUGAAGACAUUUGUUCAUAAAGCUAUUAGCAGACUAAUGUAAGGGUGCUAAUUUUAAAACCACCCUCUAGUGCCUCUCGUGUACAGAAAGAAGAAAGAAUAGUUCCGUUUAGGUCAUAAAGUAGACCCUCACCUGCAUUUGAGGCUCUGCAGUAUCAUUAAAACCAGUGAACUUCCUUCGUAUCAUUACAAUGGUAGUAUACAGAUUGCUCAACCAGCCAGCGUUGCUUCUGCUGCAGUGCUCUGACAACCUUUGGCAGGCUCAGUCCUUGGUGGCACGGGUUAGCUGAACAAACACAACCUAGUUAUGUUUGGUUGCUUCAGAAUCACUUUAUGGCAUGAACCAAGUGCCCUCGUAUCUCCGGUGCUUUGUUUUCACAUCAUUGUCUACUCCUUUACCACCAUGGUAGUACAAACAGAUGGUGACACUGGAGUCUUCUCCCCUGCUCUUCCUGCUUACUCAGAUGCUGAUUGGGGAAAGGACCCGGUCAAAACUGGUUUCUUAGUCUAGUAGUAAGCAGCAAGCUGUGAUUAUUUCCUGGUCUCUUUUGUAUCCCAAUCAUAGUUUCUUAAGGUGAGAAUGACACUGCCACUUGUUCCCAGACACUAGAAGCUAGAACUCAGGCAGCGCAGCGCAGGAACACGCAUCCGCCUUUCAUGUUGCUCUCCGCCAUUUUGCUUUCAUUGCAGAAGGCCAUCUUUUGUAGAUGAUAAGCUCGAAUCUCACGAAUACUUUAGAAAUGGAAUAACUCUCGCCCUGCCUUGCAUUCGCCAUCACUUCCUUAAGCUCCAACGGAGUGGUGACAAUAUGGGUCUGUGAUUCAACCAGGUGACUUAAUAUCCUCGACGCGUUGGGGAGAGGUAUCCUUGUAGGACAACAGAGUCUGAUAAUGGCCAUCGAUAUGAACAUUAUGACG
Molecule: messenger RNA, 2342 nt
Organism: Linum tenue
Lineage: Eukaryota; Viridiplantae; Streptophyta; Magnoliopsida; Malpighiales; Linaceae
Source: the annotation of a GenBank genome assembly